Messenger RNA from Cryptomeria japonica (Japanese cedar), 1128 nucleotides. Its product is annotated as xyloglucan endotransglucosylase/hydrolase protein 4. Gene Ontology annotation, molecular function: hydrolase activity, hydrolyzing O-glycosyl compounds. The transcript has a single exon. Gene Ontology annotation, biological process: carbohydrate metabolic process. The coding region runs from base 99 to 860 and encodes 253 amino acids. Lineage: Eukaryota; Viridiplantae; Streptophyta; Pinopsida; Cupressales; Cupressaceae. The record is from RefSeq and is a predicted model, not a curated record.
AACACUGAGAUUAAAUUUUUUAGAAAUGUGCUCCUAAGUUGGGAGAUGGAACAAUUCUACGAAUUGUAAAUGACCUGGCAUGUACAGCUUUUUGAGAUAUGGUUAACGCAUCUCCAUAUAAUGCACCCGACAGGCAGAGUGGAAUCAAUGUUUUAAGCGCGUUUCAUUGUUGGUUGGUUUUGUCAUUUUUCAUUUCAAUUCCUUCUCCUUUAGCCAUGGCUGCACCUGCAGAUUCAUCAGCUUACCAAUGCAAGGCUUAUGAAACCAUGAGGUUGAGAGAGAUUGCAGUAGAUUACACCCCUGAGGUCUGCCAUCACAAGCCCGAGGAAGAAGAAAUUGCCAUCACAUUUGAUGAGAGAGGAGGAGCAAGAUGGAGAACAUUGAGGAAAUACAGAUACGGCAGUUUCAGUUCAAGAAUCAAGUGCCCAGAUGGAGACACCAGUGGACUUAACUGCAGUUUUUAUCUCUCAUCUCUUGAGGGGGACAAAACCCAAGAUGAGAUUGACUUUGAAUUCCUAGGCAAGGACAAGGGAAUUGUACAAACUAACUUUUACACAGAGGGCACUGGGAACAGGGAACAGAUUCACCAGCUUGGUUUUGAUUGCUCUGGGGACUUCCAUGAGUAUACCAUCAGAUGGGGACAUGAAAAGAUUGAAUGGUUGGUUGAUGGUAAGAUUGUGAGAAGUGAUGUGGCCAAGGAAGGAGAGAGGUUUCCUUCCAAAUCCAUGUUUUUGUAUGCCUCUGUGUGGAAUGCAAGCUACAUUGAUGAGGGCAGGUGGGCAGGACCUUAUUUUGGUCAUCAUGCACCUUACGUUUGCAGAUACAAAGAUGUCCACAUUCCUGUUGAUUCAGAAGAAUAAUUGUUGUGCCCGAAUAAUCUCUCUGUGGUUACCCUAGUCUUAUCCCUAAGAUCUCUCCCAACUCGUUACAGUUUACCUUCUUCUCUAUUUUAAUGUAGACUCUGUAAUUUCUUUUGAAGUUUUAGUUGUUUUGCAGAUCUAUUCCUUGAUAAAUAGCACUUGGCUGCCCAAGAGGAAAUUGGAUCACCGGAUAGCCUGGUGUUGAUUGUCUUCACUCAAUAUUGUUGGUUUGUUUCCGUUUCUUACAUAAAUGGAUUGGGUUUUCUUA